AUGUCAAACCGUCCACAUGUUAUUAGUGAUUUUAUUUAUUUUUUAAUUAAUAAUGUUCAUUGUUUCGAUAAUGAAGUUUUUGCCUCAAACGUUGUUGACUUCUAUCGAGUUGAAGAAGUGGUAGCUGGCGUUGAAAUUUUGAAAGAUGAAAUUGAUAUUAUGAAAACUAAUAAUUUAAAGAAUAAACCUGUUGAAAAAUUUCAGUUUCGUGGAAUAAUUAAAAAGGAUAAAAUACAAGACUGUAUUAAUUUUUUAAAAAUUCUGACGACUAACGGUUUGUUGGAUAAUUGUUCGGUUUUUGUUAGCCCCAAUUUAGCAAGAAUUCCAACCGUUUUGAAUUGGCUUAAUUGCAAUUUUCAAAUGAUAAAAAAUGAUAUUAAGGCCAUGUUGAACAUACAACGCAAAGUUUUAAUUGACACAAUGGACGUAAACAACAAAUCUCUAUUGGAUAGUUUAUGCAAUAUCGUAUCGUCUCGUUCAAUAAAUAACAGAGAAAUUAAUUAUGCUAAGGCAUGUUCAGCAAAUAUGCCAGUUGCUAAUGAUUCUGUUUCAAACUGUACAACACCAUGCGUAGUUUUAAAAUCCAAUUCUUAUGUUGCCAACACUGUCACUGCCGUAUCAUCAGAGAAUGUAAAAGUUGUGUCAGAUGUCAAGCCUAAGAAAAACUGGCACGACUCAACCGCUCAAAGUUCCCAGUGUGAAUCUCAUGACGAUGAAUUUCAGCCAGUUUUGAACAAAAAAAGGAAAAAAUCUGCUGCUUCUCCCUGGGUAGGCCAAAUGAAUCAGCCUACUCCUAAUGUUAAAUUGAAUAAGCCCUCUAAAGUGUUCGGCACAGGCGCCGACUGCCCUUUAAAGUCUUCUAAGGUAAUUGAAAAAAAAAUUACUUACUAUAUAGGCAACGUUCAAUCGUGCACUAAAGAUGUCAUUGAAAAUCACUUAAAAUCAAAUGAUAUUGCUUUCCCACAUUGUUUCCCAGUUGUGCGUAAAAGAAACCCGAAGGUUAAUACAGGUGAUAUUAUAGCUGAAUCGACUGCCUUCAAAAUAAUUUUGCCUGUUAAUGAAUUAACAAAAUUAAAAAAUCCUGACAUUUGGCCAAAUUCCGAGAUUAACCUGAUGUUCCAUCAAAAUGGUCAAGCUGAUCUGCUUGAAGUUGUAGAUCAUGACCUUAAUAUCCUUAACGAUUACUCCUAUGUUUGUUCUCAAAUGUUGCCUGAGAACAACCGGUCUGGUAACGUUGGUGGGGGUGUGGGUUUAUUUGUCAGAAAUGGAUUGAGUUCUGAUGUUAUUUUGUUUUUGAGGGAUUUAACAUUCUUGCUUCUAAAAAUCAAAUAUGGCUCUUUCAAAGUAAAUAAUGUUGCUGAUGCACUUCAUUCUUCUGAUCAUAAUUUUGGUUAUAGGAAGUAUAUUGAUAGUGGUGUUUCUGAUUCAUUUGUUCUGUUUGAAUGCCUUCCACAUGAAAUUAUUGACGUUGUAAAGAACCUUAAAAACACUCAUAGUUGCGGAGAUGACUUCAUUUCUAAUUUUUAUUAA
Messenger RNA from Helobdella robusta, 1530 nucleotides. RefSeq lists its product as hypothetical. The coding region runs from base 1 to 1530 and encodes 509 amino acids. The transcript has 5 exons. Lineage: Eukaryota; Metazoa; Annelida; Clitellata; Rhynchobdellida; Glossiphoniidae. The record is from RefSeq and is a predicted model, not a curated record.